AGCUAGUGACUGUAGACGUGGCAGUCUGGUUGAAGAAGACGGACUAGAGGGUCAGACUGCGUGUUGUUUAAAGCUAGACCUAAGAUGACUGUCAAAUCUAACACUGAAGCUGGAAACACGUCCAUCGUUCCGAGCGAAGCGAACAGCAGAUGUGAGGCUCUCGGAACUGACCCGUCCUACCAAGAGAUAUUCCUGAAGGCCGUGCGGAACGGAGACACCGGUGAACUCCAAAGCAUCUUGCAGCGCUGGGAAGGCUCGGUGAACGUGAACUUUUACGACCAAACUGGCCAAACGGCUCUCCACCAGAGCUGUAUGAACGGUAAUCUGGAGCUAGUGAAGCUUUUGGUGAAAUUCGGUGCUGACGCCAGGCUGGCGAAUAGAGAUGGCUGGAGUGCUCUACACAUAGCGGCGUACGGGGGACACAGGGACAUAGCACUUUACCUUAUAGCCAACGCCCACAGGUAGAGAUAGUUGAUAUUGUGAUAGUCCCUCACCUUGGAACCACAGCCAAGUUCCGAGUUCGUGGUUUAAAACCAGCGCUGAUUGCAAUGUGCCAUGAAGGGGUGAAUAUGGUGACGUGGUGUAACACGGUGUACGGGUUUUGUGUACAGUAUAUGUAUGUGUUUUAUAUCUGGAUGUAAUUUGAUAUUUUGAAGAGAGGACAAUCGACAGGUAGCGGAUAACUUAUUUUGUAUAAAGUUUCUUAGUAUUACUGAUACAGUGCAAAAUAUCGAAAGAACCCUCCGAAAAAAUCCUUUCACCCUAAAAAGCAAUGUGUACUCAUCCGCAUUCCUUUACUAGGGCAGCACGUGAACAGCAGUGGUGCGAGCUCCUGACUACAGCUACUGGGUCCUGGUCAGGACGUUUCAGUUAUACUACGCCUGACUGUUUGGUACGAAGCUAUUUAUUAAAGACUGUGUCCAUUUAAAACUUAACCUGUUGUAAUAUAGCAGUAAAGUCGACUACUAACCAAAGUUGUAUGUUGUGACGUCAUAAGUAAGUCUUACAAUACAUCUCCAGCACCCAUAUUGUUGUGAUAAGGUGUUUAUUAUUUGUACGACGUUUUCUGGGUGUCGAGAAAGUUUUGUUGUAAUAACUAAAAUGUAUUAUUAUGUGUCGAAGCAAAUACGUCAGGCACUUCCAAUAAACGGGCUUUAUAAGAUGUA
This is a messenger RNA of Limulus polyphemus (Atlantic horseshoe crab), 1166 nucleotides long. RefSeq names its product notch-regulated ankyrin repeat-containing protein-like. The transcript has a single exon. The record is from RefSeq and is a predicted model, not a curated record. Gene Ontology annotation, molecular function: enzyme inhibitor activity; protein binding; phosphatase regulator activity. Bases 85 to 465 code for a protein of 126 amino acids. Gene Ontology annotation, cellular component: cytoplasm. Lineage: Eukaryota; Metazoa; Arthropoda; Merostomata; Xiphosura; Limulidae.